Scleropages formosus (Asian bonytongue) is the source of this 3873-nucleotide messenger RNA. It is a transcript of the gene gcc1, whose product is annotated as GRIP and coiled-coil domain containing 1. The coding region runs from base 147 to 2498 and encodes 783 amino acids. NCBI's taxonomy places the organism in Eukaryota, Metazoa, Chordata, Actinopteri, Osteoglossiformes, Osteoglossidae. The record is from RefSeq and is a predicted model, not a curated record. The transcript has 3 exons. Gene Ontology annotation, cellular component: Golgi apparatus.
UCAUAAAGGACACGUAAGCUUCAGGUAUGUUGUUAUUAUUGUAACUUUAAAGACUGUCGGCCUAGUUAACGAAAGCAACAAAAGAUUAUGAAGACUUGAUCCAUUUUCUGCGAGAGUGGAGGCUAUGAGUCCUUCAUAAAAUAACCAUGGACAAGUUUGGGAUGAGUUUCGGCGGGGGCCCCAGCAGGAAGGAGCUUCUGGACACCGUUGAGGAGCAGAAGAAACAGCUGCUCCAGUACCAGACACGUCUGAAAGAUGUCGUGAGGGCGUACAAAAGCCUCCUGAAGGAGAAGGAGGCCUUGGAGGCCAGCUUGAAAGUUUUGACCGUGUCCCAGGAGGCGGAUGUGCGUGGCGAGGGACCCCCCGGGGGAGGUUCCGGCAUCGAGGCGCAUCCCCCGGAGCGUGCCGAAGACCGCUGCUCCCUCCACAGCGAGGACAGCGCGGACACGGCCGCGUCCGCGGAGACCGCCACCAGCAUCACGAGCGGCAGCGCCAAGGGGGAACACGCGGAGGAGGACGGUGGCGUGCCGGACGUCGGAGCCGGGGCGUCGUCCGCCUCCCAGAGGUCAGAGGAGGCCAGCGGCUCCGAGAGCGGCAUCAGCUCGAGCAGCGGGGAGCAGCAGCCCUCGGGGGACGUUGAUCGUCGGGUGCUGCAGCUCAAGACCCAGCUGUCGACGCUCACUAGCUCCCUCGCCACGGUGACGCAGGAGAAGUCCAGGAUGGAGGCCUCCUUCCAGGCCGAUCGCAAGAAGAUGAAGCAGGACUGGGAGGAGUUGCAGCAGAAGCUCUUGGAGGCCAAGAACCAGCACGAGGAAGAGGCGAAGGCCCUACAGGAGCAGCUGGCGGAGACCAAGGCCCGGCUGAUCACCCAGCAGCAUGAGCGCGCGCAGGAGCAGGAAGACCACGCGCUCAUGCUCCGCGAGCUGCAAAAGCUCCUGCAGGAGGAACGGGAGAUGCGGCAGGAGGCCGAGCUGAAGCUGGAGGACACCAGAGAGGUCUUGAUGGAGAAGACGGUGGCUGCGGAGCGCGGAGCCGACUGGGAGGCGCAGCUGAGGCAGGUGUCCCUGGAGAAGGAGGAGAUGAGGAAGAGCUUGCGGGCAGCGGAAGUGGAGAGGAGCAAGCCCGACCCCCGGGUGGAGGAGCUGCAGCGGGACUUGGCGGAACUCAGGGCGCACUUUGAGCAUCAGGUGCAGCAGGAGAUGUGGAAGGCUACGCAGGCAGAGGAGCGUCUGCGGGAGCGUGUGCAGCUGGAGGAGGCCCGCGUGGCCAGCCUGGAGGGCCGGGUGUCAGAGCUGUCUGAACUGCUGGGCACCUGCGAGAAGGCACGGCAGAAGGACCAGCUAGCGGCACAGAAACUGCGUGAGCGCGUUCUGCAGCUGGACAUGGAGAACAAGACCCUGGCCAUCGCCGCCUCUUCUCGAGCCCCCGUGGACCUAACCUUAGAUGAGGCCAACUUGGACAUCAACGUGCUGAAGGACAAGAUGGAGAAGGUGAAGAGGCUGCUGCUGCUGGCCUCUCAGAAAUCCCAGCAGCCUCUUGAGAUCGAGAAGGUGUGCGACCCGGCCGAGCCCUCGGACGGGGAGAAGGCUUCUGUGUUGUACUACCAGCAAGAGCUGAAGCAGCUGAAGGAAGAGUUUGAGCGCUACAAGACACGUGCACAGGUCGUGCUCAAGAAUAAGAACGCCAAAGAUGGGAAUACAGCCAAGGAGCUGGAGGAGGUGCGGGAGCAGCUGGCCGAGCUCAAGGAAAAGUACAUCGGCUUGCGGAUCCAUUGCGAUGAAGCCGAGGCUCGGCACGGCAAGGAACUGGAGGCCCAGCAGCAGCAGGCGGCAAUCCUCCAGCAGGGCCACAAGCAGGAGCUGGAGCGCCUGGAGGCCCAGUACCGCGAGCGUUUCCUCCGGCUUGAGGAGGAGCUCCACAAGCAGAGGGACCGCACCGUUGCUCUGUUGGCCGAGAAGGAUUUGGAACUGGAGCGCCUGCGCGCGGCACCUCUGACUUACGGUCUCGGCUGGCCGAGAACCCGCGGGGGGCCUGCGGUUGAGACCGACAGGGGCUCGUCAACCAGCGAGCCCGCGCAGGACGACCUCAUCGAACAGGCGCUGAAGCUUGCGGGCUCCAAUGAGCCCACGCUCCUCCUGUAUGCUGAGCAACUGGCCCGCAAGGAGGUGGAGAUCAGCACCCUGAGGAGGCAAAAACACCAGCUGGAGGGUGAUGUUCAUCAGCUGCAGGAUAAGCUGAUCACCAAUGGGGAGCGGCACGAUGAGGAGGUGUCAACGCUGCGGGACCAGCUCGAGAAAUACGCCAGGGACCAGAGGCGUGAGGGGGCCAACCUGGAGUACUUAAAGAACAUAGUCUACCGCUACCUGACCCUGCAGGACGCAAAGGGGCGACAGCAAACACUCACCGCUAUCCUCACCAUCUUGCACUUCAGCCCUGAGGAGAAACAGGCUGUGGUCAAACAGCAGUCCCAGAGCUGGUGGAACUCAGGCAUCAGAUGAUACAUACUUGAGUGGAGAACAUUUUGUUUCCAACGGCAAAAAAGUCACCGUAUAAACAUUUUCAAGUCUUGUAAUAAUUUUGUGGCUUUAGGGAAUUUAUAUUCUGAGCGGAGCACGGUUGCCUGCUUCCUAUUUAAUUUCGAGCUCAGUUUGCAUAAUGUUUGGUGAAUCUGUUCUGCACAUCUGUUCCAGAAAGAGGGGGAAUGGUUUUUAUUCUAUUUUGGACCAGAAGUUCCUUUCUGAGCCUCUAGAGGUCGCUGUGAUUUGCAGGAUUUAAAAAAUGGCCGAGAGAGGAAAGGUUUUGUAAAAAAAAAAAGAUGGUGUUUUGUCAACUUGAGUAACACCUUUCUGAAACAUUCUCUUUGUGUGCUUUGCUUUGCUAAAAUUUUGCAACUGAUGCGAGUCAGUAAUGAUCACGACACUGGAAGUGAUCAAACUAUUCAAAUAACAAUACUAAAAAGUUUUUUUCACAAUCUUGUCACAUAUUAAAGGUUUGCUGGAGUUAGAACAGAAUGCAGUAAAAUCUGCGGUAAUGCACUAGUGUUACCAAAGGCGUUUUUGCACAGCUAGGCGAACGGGUAUGUGGAAAAGCCGUGAAACGUGAAAGAUUGCCGUGUUCUGCGCAGUUGCUCAACCCCACGUUUGAAACUGCGAUAAAACUUCAGCGUUCCUCAGAAGUGUGAAAGGAUGUGGUCACCUGCUUUUUAACUGAACUACGGUGGCCAGGAGCACAUGGGUCGUCUCACGACUCCUGGAUUAUAAAUUCAGUUUCGGUCGGAAAUCUGUUUACACAAGUGCAGCUGACUGUUUGGUGGAAGUUUGUCUCCCCCCACCCCAAUCAUUGUCUGUCAUUGUCCUGUCAUUUUCAGAUUCCAUGCGUUUAAGAAACACUGAGCCGCUUCAGUUUUAUUCCAGACAGUGAUAGUGUAAGUAUUGUUAGGCUGUCAGGUUUGACUAUCAAGUUGCAGUUAAGAUUUGCUUUAACUGCUUUGUAAAGAACGCUUCUAAAAGAAUGCAUUGAACGUCACUGAAAUUGUAUGCGGACAAAGGAUACCCUCCAAACCACACGUUUUCAUUUAUUGUCUUUAUUAUUUUUCCCUCCGUCUGAUGCCGAGUCACCGAAGGGUUGCAGAUCAAGACCGCUGGGGUACUUCUUACUAUGUUAAGGCAUCUGGGAUACUUUUGUGAAAGUGAGCCUAGUGGAUGUUCUUAAAGUAGUGUUUUGGUGUAUAGUUGUGGAUUUUGAAUGAGGAGGAGGAGGAGAGGGUAUGCUUUUCAGUUUUUCCAUAAGCAGUAAUGUUCUAUGAUAUGCCCAUUUUCAUCCCCUUUGAUAUGAAAUCUUUUCCUCUGGGUUUAAUCAAAUUAAAAUAUUUUC